GGUCUGGUGGCCCGCGCCCGGCCGCAGGAGUGUCAGGGUCCCUCCUGCCCUGCCCGGCUCUGCUGGCCUCUCAAGGCUGCCGGGGGCGUCGCCCCCACCCCUGACAGCAGCAUGGACGCCCCCCGAAGGGACAUGGAGUUGCUGAGCAACAGCCUGGCGGCCUUCGCGCACAUCCGCGCGAACCCCGAGAGCUUCGGCCUCUACUUCGUGCUGGGCGUCUGCUUCGGCCUGCUGCUCACCCUGUGCCUGCUGGUCAUCAGCAUCUCCUGCGCGCCCCGCCGGCGGCCCCGGGGACCCCCACCGCGCCGGGAUCCCCGCAGCAGCACCCUGGAGCCCGACGACGACGAGGACGACGACGACGAGGAGGAGGAGGACACGGUGACGCGACUGGGCCCCGACGACACCCUGCGGGGCCCCGAGCUGUCCACCGAGCCCGACGGGCCCCUGGUCAACGUGUUCACGUCGGCGGAGGAGCUGGAACGCGCGCAGCGGCUGGAGGAGCGCGAGCGGAUCCUGCGGGAGAUCUGGCGCACCGGGCAGCCCGACCUGCUGGGCUCGGGCACCCUGGGCCGCAUGCACUAUUACUGACCGGCCACCCGCGGGCGCUGGACACGCACGAGCGAGCGAGCUCAGAACUAGCUGCCCAUGGGCUUGGGGCCGCGCCCCUGCUCGAGGUGCUCAGGGGCCCCAUCGCUCACUGCGGGCUUCCUGGUGCUAUUGGGCAUGUGGCCCAACUCCCUGGAAUUGCACCUUUUCCCCUUGACAGCUGGAGCUGUGGGGAGGAGGGCAGGGACCCCACCUCACCUCAUCCCAUCCCGUGGAGGGAG
Molecule: messenger RNA, 827 nt
Organism: Suncus etruscus (white-toothed pygmy shrew)
Lineage: Eukaryota; Metazoa; Chordata; Mammalia; Eulipotyphla; Soricidae
Gene: EVA1B
Product: eva-1 homolog B
Exons: 2
Coding region: 112-588 (158 amino acids)
Source: RefSeq, a predicted model, not a curated record